ACCCAAAAGUUUCGUGAUUGUUGGUUACGUGACCCAGUUUUAAGGGAUUGGUUGCAAAUAGUCGAAAGCACUGGUGAUCCAGUUGCUAAGUGCAAAUUAUAUGGUAUAUUAUUAAGGAAUCAUUAUUAAUAAUAAUUGAAUAAUUUACCCUGUCUCUAGCACGUCUUUACCUACGACGCGGCGCUAAAGAGGGGGAAAAACAUCCCACGAUCUGAUUGCACUGAUUCGGCUUUGGGUUGUCUAGUGAUUCUAUAGUCUCUGCUUACCCCGGUGGGAAGUAGGCGUGAGUUUAUGUAUGUAUGUAUGUAUUUUAUCUAGUGAAAUUCUGGUGGUUCGAGAGACCGCUCAGUUUUAGUGGUUUCUGGUGGUUUGCACGGCCGCAUUUGGUGGGCUGGUGAAAAUAAAGUUGGCAACACUGGUUGUUUGAGUGGAGGGAGUGACCAACAGGGUGACAGUGAGGUUCUUACUUCGUUCGUUCGAAUAAAUAUUUAUUUCUCAGUUGUGCUGCGAAUAAAGACAACAUAGCUUUUUAGAAGGACAGGAGACAUUGUUAGAACACAAAUCAGUACAUUAAAAAGACGAAAUUAAUGAGGUGCAAGUCUUGGAGCAAGAUUUAGCAAUGUCAUGCGAAAAUUGGGGAUUUUGUGAUCUAUCAAUCAGCAAAGACUACGACUUGAGUAAAUUAGACUUGUUAGAAAAAUGUGGCUUCCACACAGUGGCUAUCAACACCCAUGUGCAGGAGCCUGGCGACGAGCCCAAAAAGAAAAAAAAGAAAGGAGAUAGUAAAGAAAACAAAGAUCUUAUCCCUCCACCAGUAGAGGUUACCACAGAUACAAAAUUAAACAUUUUACACAGGGUCACUAUAGAAUUCUCAGAUUCAAGCAUCACUCCGCAACUGAACCAAUCUCAAAACCUUAAGAAGUACGACAUAGUGGCAGUUGUACCUAAAACUCUGCAAGCAUUCCAGUAUGCAUGCGGUACUAUGGACAUAGACAUAAUCACAUUUGACCCAGUAUCAAGAAUUCCAUUUAAAAUCAGUCGAAAGUUGUACAGGCAGGCCGUAGAGCGUGGUAUAUUCUUUGAGCUCAUGUACUCUCCAGCCAUCAAGGACUCAACAUCGAGGAAGAAUAUCAUAAGUACUGCACACACUUACCAUGCAAUUGGGCGAUCUAAAAACAUCAUUGUUACCAGUGGUGCAGAAAAUGCAAUGCAAGUUAGAGACGUUCAUGAUGUCAUUAAUUUGGGGUUUAUUUUAGGGCUGAACAGCAAUCAAAGUCUAGAAGUAAUUAGAAAUAAUUCUAGAAGGCUGAUUCUUAAAGCUAAAGGUAGAAGAUGUGGCAAACUGUAUGUGACCAUCACUGUGGAUAAAGAAGACAAUAAAAUAAUUGAACAAUGAAA
Molecule: messenger RNA, 1398 nt
Organism: Pectinophora gossypiella (pink bollworm)
Lineage: Eukaryota; Metazoa; Arthropoda; Insecta; Lepidoptera; Gelechiidae
Gene: Rpp30
Product: ribonuclease P protein subunit p30
Exons: 2
Coding region: 620-1396 (258 amino acids)
Biological process (GO): tRNA processing
Cellular component (GO): nucleolar ribonuclease P complex
Molecular function (GO): RNA binding
Source: RefSeq, a predicted model, not a curated record